Messenger RNA from Ostreococcus lucimarinus CCE9901, 963 nucleotides. RefSeq lists its product with no specific name. The annotation marks the transcript as partial. The record is from RefSeq and is a predicted model, not a curated record. NCBI's taxonomy places the organism in Eukaryota, Viridiplantae, Chlorophyta, Mamiellophyceae, Mamiellales, Bathycoccaceae. The transcript has a single exon. Gene Ontology annotation, molecular function: hydrolase activity, hydrolyzing O-glycosyl compounds.
UGGUUGCGAUACGCGAUGUUGGGGAACGAGACCGAGCGUCGGUGGGUGUUCGAGACUCUGGACGCGAUGCGAGAGAUCGGCGCGGACGUCGCGCGAACGUGGGCGUUUUUGGACGGCGACGAAUCUUCGUACGACGGACGAUCGACGCAACCGCGGCGGGGGGAGUUUAACGAGCGCGCGUUCGUGGGGCUUGAUGAAGUUUUAUACGAGUGCGAGAGGCGACGGAUUCGCGUCAUCUUGACGCUGACGAAUUAUUGGGACGAUUACGGCGGCAUCGCGCGAUACGCGCGAUGGGCGAGAGAAGAGGGCGAAACGAGCGCGUAUCGACGCGAAGACUUUUUCACCUCGCCAAAGUGUCGAGACGCGUUCGAGGCGUUCGUGGCGAAAGUCGUGACGCGAACGAACACGUUCACGAACGUCGCGUAUAAGGAUGAUCCGACGAUCUUCGCGUACCAGCUGAUAAACGAACCGCGCUUGCCCGGAGACGAUCGCGGCGACGUCUUUCACGAGUGGGCGACGUACUUCGGCGCUUUGGUGAAAAGACUCGACGAGGGAAAUCAUCUCGUCAGCGUCGGUACCGAAGGUUUCUUCAUGCGUGGCGAAGGCGUCGAGGCGAACCCGUUCGCCGGCGCCGAACGUCAGGGCGUGGACGUCGAUCGAUUGCGCGAGAGCGACGCCGUCGACUUUGUCGCCGCGCACGUUUGGACGGACGACUGGAUGGAUAGCGACGACGAGUCCAAGCUUCGUUUCCUCGAGCGAUGGAUUCGAGCGCACUUGGCGAAGUCUGCGAACGAUAAGCCCAUCGUGUUCGAAGAGUUUGGAAAGAAGCGACCGCUCGCGGUUCGAGACGCGUACUUUGCGCGCACCUUCGAGCUCUUGCGCGAGGACGAUCGCCGACGCGCGGGGGCUUUGUUCUGGUUACUUUCUCCGGCUGAAAUCGAAGACUACGACGGAUUCACCGUG